Molecule: messenger RNA, 1770 nt
Organism: Punica granatum (pomegranate)
Lineage: Eukaryota; Viridiplantae; Streptophyta; Magnoliopsida; Myrtales; Lythraceae
Source: RefSeq, a predicted model, not a curated record
GACCUACCACUCGCAAUGGCCAUUGCCACUAAAUAUUCUUCUCCUCCAUCUCCUCUGUCUCCUCUCUCUGCCCUGCUCUUUUCACUUGGCCUGGGAAACCCCGCAGACACAUUAAUUAAGUUGGUACACUCCAUCUCUUGGCUGAUAUACAUCACUUAUAUAUAUAUAUAUAUAUAUAUAUAUCCCGUCGACAAUGAGGCUCUCCUUGCGACCGGUUCACCCGUGCAAGUUCACUCUCUCGGAGAGCCCGGCCGUGCGCUCUUGCACAACCACAGUCCAGUCCGCGAGGUUGAAAAAGACCUCACCGGACAUCCACACUAAGAAAACUCUAGAGCAUUUACUUCACCCGCUCGAGCACCAAACCUCAAGCUACAAUGAUGCGAGGCCCGUGCCCGUCAGGCUUGGCAGAAGAUGGAUGGAGUACCAAGGCAUACGCAACUGGGAUGGGCUCCUCGACCCACUGGACGAUAACUUGAGGUGCGAGAUCCUACGAUACGGGAAUUUCGUCGAAGCAGCCUACAAGGCCUUUGACUUUGACCCAUCGUCCCCGAUGUAUGCGAGCCGGAAGUUCUCCAAGGCAUCAUUGUUCGAACGGUGCGGUCUGCCUGACACUGGGUAUCGGAUAACUAAGAAUUUGCGGGCGACCUCGGGGAUUGAGUUGCCCGGUUGGGUUGAGAAGGCUCCGAGUUGGGUGGCCACCAAGUCCAGCUGGAUUGGUUACGUUGCUGUUUGUGAGGAUAAACGGGAGAUCGCGAGGCUCGGGAGGAGGGACAUUGUGAUCGCUUAUAGAGGAACAGCCACUUGUUUGGAGUGGCUUGAGAAUCUACGUGCAACUCUCACUCACCUUCCAUCAGUAAAUGGAAAUAACAAAUUAGGAGCUGGUGGAGACGUAAGCUGCAGCCAGCCGAUGGUGGAGAGUGGCUUCUUGAGUCUCUACACCUCUCGAUCCCCCGCAUUCCCGAGUCUACAAGAAAUGGUCAGGGAAGAGAUCAUGCGGCUCCUCCACUCAUACCGGGAUGAGCCAUUAAGCCUGACCAUAACUGGACAUAGCCUUGGGGCUGCACUCGCCACGCUUACGGCAUAUGACAUACAAAAGAACUUCAGUCGUCAGGCCCCACUUGUCACAGUGAUCUCAUUUGGUGGGCCCCGGGUUGGUGACUGGGCCUUCCGGAGCCAGUUGGAGAGGCAAGGCACAAGGGUCCUACGAAUAGUGAACUCCGACGAUGUAAUCACCAAGGUUCCUGGCUUCACCAUGGACGACAGAGAUGAUGCCCCAAGUAAUGUGGCAGACUUCCCGAGAUGGAUCCGCCGGUGCAUAGCGGACACCCAAUGGGUCUAUGCCGAGGUGGGAAAGGAGCUCCGGCUCUGCAGCAGGAACUCUCCUUACCUGAAGGGGAUCGAUGUUGCCACGUGCCAUGAUCUGAAGACAUACUUGCACCUGGUGAAUGGCUUUGUGAGCUCAAAGUGUCCCUUCAGGGCCACGGCCAAGACGCUUCUAACUCGCCAUUUUAGCACGGAAAGAGUUGGUUCACACUAGUAACCUAGAGUCGGGACGUAUGUAUAUAUAUGGUACUUCCAAUUUUUUUGUACGUAGAAGAUCAUAUGCUAGCUAGUUUGUACAGAGUGAAUUUUUUGGGGGCCAAAUCUGGGGGUAUAUUCAGGAAAAUGCCUCCUUUCUUACCAAAAAGAGUAAUCCGCAUUAGAUUGCUCAUUAUGGAGAGCACAAAGCAGCAGUGGCUAAUACAACACUUCUUGCCUGCUUUCCUUAUA